Chaetomium globosum CBS 148.51 is the source of this 1101-nucleotide messenger RNA. RefSeq lists its product as uncharacterized. The transcript has 2 exons. NCBI's taxonomy places the organism in Eukaryota, Fungi, Ascomycota, Sordariomycetes, Sordariales, Chaetomiaceae. The record is from RefSeq and is a predicted model, not a curated record. The coding region runs from base 1 to 1101 and encodes 366 amino acids.
AUGGCCGACCCAAUCCGUCACCACAAUCCCCGUAGCGACAUCCCCGAUCUCCAACUCAGCGGGCCCCUUCCCCGGCGCCCCGUGCCCCAUACACAAAUACUCGAUCAUGGACGGAUUGAUUUUGACGGCGAUCCGAUCCGGCCAGCAACUGGCAUUGAAGAAGUUGCUCGCACUCAGAAAAUUGAUAAAGAGCGGUGCCGCCUUCCCACCAUUAUCACCAGCACGACGCGCCCCCACCCCCUGGACAGCAGCAGCAGUAGCAGCAGCCGCCGCCCUCUGCAGCCCCUCCUGCGCAAACCGCACCUUCUGCCGGAUCUCCCCGCCGUUGCUAAUGCCGUAGUAGUCCUGGAUCCGGAUCGUCCCGCUCCCGCACGUCCCGUCCGCCACAUUGUCCGGCCACACCGAUCCGUCGAUGCCGCCCCCUCCGACGCCUACUACUCCUCCUCGUUCUGCUCCUUCUACUCCCCAUUCGGAGGCUGGGGUGUUGCGGGGCAGGCGGAAGCGGCGGAUGAGGACGAUGCGGCCGCGGGCUUGGGCGAGGGUGGGAUCUGGGCGAGGUCGGCGUCGCUGCCUCGGCCGGUGCCCUCGCGUUUGAGGGAGAGGAGGAUGGUUUCGGAGGGGUGGGCUUCGAGGAAAGGUGUGGAGGGUGCUGAGGAGGGUGGAGAGGUAUUUGGGGCCGGUGAGGGAGAUGGGGAAGGCGGAGUGGACGAGGCUGAGCUCGGGGAUUGGGGGUUUGGUGGCGGUGCUGUUGCUGUUGCUGUUGCUGGAGGGCGGGGGCGGGGGCGGGGUGUAGACGGGGCAGGAGACGCGCACGUCGAGGAAGCGCACGCCGUUGUGGAGCUGGUCGAGGACGGGCACGGCCUGGCAGCGCACCGAGGGCAGGGCGACGUGACAGGUGGGCGAGUUGUGCGUGCCGGGGAUGGAGAGGGCCGAGAGGGGCAGCGCGUCGUCCAGCGUCGACAUCCAGGAGGCGAGGUUGGCCGAGCUGAAGAGCGCCAGGUGCGCGUGCUGCGGCAGGUAGAUGGCCGUGAACUCUUUGGUUUCUUCUUCUUCUUCCUCUGCGUCUCUGGGGAGCGCUUUGAGGACUAUGCUCCGCCGUGA